This is a messenger RNA of Episyrphus balteatus (marmalade hoverfly), 1689 nucleotides long. RefSeq names its product E3 ubiquitin-protein ligase MIB2. Gene Ontology annotation, molecular function: protein binding. Lineage: Eukaryota; Metazoa; Arthropoda; Insecta; Diptera; Syrphidae. The record is from RefSeq and is a predicted model, not a curated record. The coding region runs from base 438 to 1637 and encodes 399 amino acids. The transcript has 7 exons.
GUGUUUUGAAUUGUGAGUUUUGUGUGCAUGUGAAUAAGCUAGUAUCCCUAUUGUACUACAAAAAAAAAGGGGUUGGCUUGCAAUCUUUUGUAUAAUUCCAUUGUCACUUUGUGGAAUACCGUCAAAGCAUUCGCUAGCUUUAUUCAUUUUUAUAUAAUAGCACGGCAUUUAUUAUUAUUAUCUACGUGUGAAUUUCAAUUCAAUUCAAUAAUAAUUACAAACACUGCGUUUUAGUUUUUUUGUGUUCUCCUUUUGUGUGAAAUAUGAAGGAAAUUUAUAAAUUCUGUGAUUGUUUUUUUCUUUUGUCUAAAUGAAUGAAUAUGUUUUGAUUGUAAUUAAAUUGUUUUAUGGUAUCUGUGCUUUUGAAGUGAAUACAAAAUGGCGGAUAAGUAAAAGAAACUAACGGUUUUAAAGAUUAAGAAAAAAUUUUUAACAAAAUGUCUCAUUCAAUUGCAAUGGCAAACGAACAGUUAUUGCAACAUUUAAUCAAUAAUAUUGAUGAUAUCUUUGGCCAAGCUGAAAACUACACUCAGAAUGCAAUUUUUAAAACCGAACAAGGAAAAUAUUUAGCAAGCAGCUUAGGUGAUCCUCUUAUAAAAGGUCUCACAGAAAUUGCUGAAAAACGUCCCACAGAUCCAGUUGCAUAUUUAGCUGGUUUUCUACAGAAUUUUAUAAAAUCUCGCAAUAAUAUAAACAAUAAUAACAAUGAUAAUGAUAACAAUAAUAACCGUGACAACGAUACUGGUGAUACAAACUCCACAGCUUUGGCCAAUUCGGAUGCUGAAAUUAUAACAACACCAAACCAUGUGAAUGGAGUAGAUUCUCCAGAUCAACAGGGAGAAGAACGUUUUUCAACACCAGAAUCAACUCCAAAAAAAGAAGAUCGAGAUGAACAUGGUCAGAGUAUGUUGCAUUUUGCAUGUGCACGAUCACAUCGAAGGAAUGGUCUACUGAAUUUAAUUGAAGAAUCACAAAUUGAUGUGACUUAUAGGGAUGAACUCUAUCGUACAGCUAGAGAUGUAUCUCUGCAAGCAAAUCAACCAGGAAAUGCCAAAGAAAUUGAUCGUUUUGUACUGUCAUUGGCAGUUGUUGGAGAUACAAAACCAUUCGAACACAUGGCAGUAGCUGGAUAUGAUCAUAUCCUUGAUGUAAUUGAUGACGAAGGAACCUCUAUUUCAGAUGUAGCAGAAUCAAGAGGUCAUGAUAAAUUGGUUGAGUUCUUAACUGAAUUAAGAGACUUGGAAGGAUCUCGAGAAGAACUUCAUCAAGCUACAAGAAAUGGUGAUUUUGAAAGAAUCAAAGAAAUAACAUCAACUCGAAAAGGAAAAUGGCUAAUUAAAGCCAAAAAUUAUUAUGGUCGAAAUGCUAUGCAUAUUGCCGUUUUGAAGGAGCAAGAAGAAAUUGUCGAAUAUUAUGUCAAUACUUGUUCAGAUGCGUUGAAAAUAGGUGAUAAUCUGGAAAGAACACCAUUGCAUUAUGCAAUGGGUACAAAUUCUGUAGAAAGUAUUAGUCGAGUUUUAAUACGUAAAGGUGCCAAGCGAACAACAAAGGACUUAAAGGGACGUCAGCCAAGUUAUUAUUUUAUAAACAAAGCAGAUAUAUUGCGAUUACAAGAAGAAGAAGAUGAACAUCGUUAAAAGAAAAAUGAUGCUGUUGUAACUCUAAAAAUUCUAAAAUUGUUAUUAUGAU